AGUAGCUUCCUGGCGCAUGUCAAACUGACCGCGAAGCUCAUCGUUUUUUCGUUACAACAGCAAAAAUUCAUCGAAAUCUUGUCCAUGAUGUCGGAGGACUGGGUUAAAUGUGGCAAUAGGGGUGUUGCGUUGAGCGAAACAAUACGCAAAACAAAAGCUUCGAAUCGUAUUUGUAACGGGCUAAUUAUUCUUCAUACAAUCGGCGCUAUUGCAUACGUUGCUGGCAUCCUCCUGGCCGACGUCGACGUCACCGAUCGAACUACCGAGCUGCCCCUCAUGAUGAAAAUGGAAUAUCCUUUCGUCAUAGACACGCGAAGCAAGUACGAUCUGGUGUUAGCUACACAAUUUGUGUAUGUGAUGGUGUGCAGCUGGGGAGCUGGUUUAUUCAACGCUCUGUUUCUAACUCUGACUCUACAUUUAGGUAGUCAAGUAAAUAUUCUACUUUGCUGGUUGGCGGAAAUGGAGCCUAAUAAAAUUAAAGAAGAAAAUAAAUCAUUCGUCGUCUCUAUAACAAACAUUAUUCAAAAACAUCAAAGAGUUAUCAAUCUUUCAGAAAAUAUUGAAAGUCUCUAUUCAUAUAUCGUUUUACUUAGCAAAGCAGUUGGAAAUGCAGCGUACAAUUCCGCAUGGUACGACAUGAAGACUAAAGAAAGUAAUAUUUUAUUAUUUAUAAUUUUGAGAUCGCAGAAGCAAUUGAAAUUUACAGCAGGCAAGAUGAUGGACCUCUCCUUCGAAUCCUUCACAAGUAUUAUGAGGGCUUCAGCAUCGUACUUGUCGGUACUGCUGGCAAUGAAAUAAACGUCGAU
This is a messenger RNA of Linepithema humile (Argentine ant), 806 nucleotides long. The record is from RefSeq and is a predicted model, not a curated record. Lineage: Eukaryota; Metazoa; Arthropoda; Insecta; Hymenoptera; Formicidae.